Messenger RNA from Chelonoidis abingdonii (Abingdon island giant tortoise), 2671 nucleotides. It is a transcript of the gene RGS7BP, whose product is annotated as regulator of G protein signaling 7 binding protein. Lineage: Eukaryota; Metazoa; Chordata; Testudines; Testudinidae. The record is from RefSeq and is a predicted model, not a curated record.
UCUAACCAGUCCCACCAAAGGGUUCAGAUGGGAUCUUCAGCCAGGCGAGUCCUCAGAGACCGGAUCAAGGCGAACGCUUAGGGUCCAGGGAGGCGCGGGUCCGCACGCACACACGCGGCCCUUCUCUCCCGGGGGAUGAAGAAGCUGGCGCUGCUCUGGGAAGACACCAGGAGACACAGCCCCGGCAGGAGAGCAGGUUUUGAAGGCUGAAUUCCCUCCUGAAUGGCAGCUGCCAGCUGCCAGCCCCGGCUGCCUCUGCCCGACCUGCAAAUCGAUGCCGAGGGGAGGAGGGCUCAGCGAGCCAGCACGGGGUUCUUUCUGCAGGGGCUGACAUGCUGCUGAGCCAGAGAAGUUGACGAGCCCGCUCCCCUGCCUGGCUGUAGUGGGGAGGAUGCUGCCAGGCCCCGCGCUCGCUCCCCCAGCCCUCCCGCACGCUGAAGGUGACCAGCCGCCGCUGCAGCAUUUCAGUCUGUGACUGGGGAGGUGUGGGAAGAGAAAGGUGACUCUGGAUCCCUCCUCGGACUCAUCAUCGCCGAGCUGCUGCCGCUGGUGGUGGGGGAAACAUUUGCCCGCCCUUGCUGGGAUCAGUGCAGCUGCUUUUGCUUGGUGGAUGCGUAUGCAUGAGUUCUGCACCGAAUGGGCGCAAGAAGCGCCCCAGGACCGCGGGCUCUAUCUUCCAGAUCAGCAAGCCCCCCCUCCCCGGCAGGGACGGGGAGCGCCGGGGCAGCGGCUCUGAGACCUCCUACAAAACCCAGAGAGCCCUGGAGGACUGCAAGAUGCUUGUUCAGGAGUUCAAUACCCUGGUGGCUCUGUACCGGGAGUUAGUCAUUUCCAUUGGGGACGUCUCCGUCAAUUGUCCGUCUCUACAUGCUGAGAUGCAAAAGACUAGAACCAAAGGAUGUGAGAUGGCCUAUCAGGCGCACCAAAAACUAGCAGCGAUCUCUGGCCCAGAAGAUGGAGAGAUUCAUCCUGAAAUCUGUAGACUAUACAUUCAGUUGCAAUGUUGCUUAGAAAUGUACACAACAGAGAUGCUCAAGUCCAUAUGUCUCCUAGGAUCCCUCCAGUUUCAUCGGAAAGGAAAAGAGCCGUGUGCAACAGUCAAGAUCCUAGACAAUAAAAUGGAGGAGAGUUCAGAAGUACCUAUUUUAGAAGACACAUCAUCUUCACCAAUAGAUAUUCAACAGCAUUCAUGGCAGGUUUCCACUGAUAUUGAAAACACUGAAAGAGACAUGAGAGAAAUGAAAAACCUUUUAAGCAAACUCAGGGAGACUAUGCCUUUACCAUUGAAAAAUCAAGAUGAUAGCAGUCUCCUAAACCUGACUCCUUAUCCAUUAGUGAGAAGACCGAAGCGAAGAUUCUUUGGACUGUGCUGUCUUGUCUCAAGCUAAAAAAUUCAGUACAGAAACACCAAGAAAACCAUAACUGUCAUGAAACCAAUAGUAUUUGACCUUUGAAAGGAUAAACCUUACUGCUCUUAAUUAUAUGGCUUUUUCUACACUGCCCUAUUCCUUCUCCCCCAGCUCUUUUCAAAAUGGAGUUUUACAGUUCAAAGUUGUUGCUCUCAAGAACCAGAAAGGGAACAGAUUUAUCAUCAUCAUGGUUUCGGGGGUUUUUUGUUUAAAAUUUUGUAAUGACAUUCCACAUGUCUACUUUAAACCAUUCAGUGACUAGAUGCAGGAAUUAUGGUUACUAGCUCAUCCUAAAGCUUUUUUAUUACACAAACCACAAAAGAAUUUGUGUACAGUACAAAACUAUGACUAUAACUCUUACUAGGAUCACAUUAAUAGAAUAUGAUCAAAUAUUGUAAACAAUCUUUAAACAUUGAAAUAGUUUUCUAACAUCAAAACAUGUUAAACUUCUAAUAUUAAGAACAAAACUAUUGUAACAGAACAUGCACAAACUCUCCUAUUGCUUUUUGUGCUCUCAUUCAUAUUUAGUCUUCCACUAUAAUCUCAAUUUAGCAAAGAACUUCACAGUAAAAUCUCUUAAUUUAUCAUGCUCAAAAUCAUAUAUGAAAAAUAUUCAUAUUUGUAAAUACAAAGUAAUCAUAAUAUCUACAUACUGUACAGUACAUAGAAGUUAAUUAAUUUCCUUUUAAACCAAUGGUGUCUAUUUCAACUUUUGGAAGAAAGGAGCAACGGAGUUAAAAGAUGGUGUAGUACAAUAUACAAUUAUCCUUUAACAUAAAGCAGAAAAUACUUUGUUUCCAUUAAAAGUUGAAGCAUGGUGUCUGCACAUCAACUUAGUGUUAACUCUUAUAGGGCAUGCCAGAAUUAGCUCAGACUGUAAAAUAUUAAGCAUUUUACAUUGUUAAUAAAGUUUUUUAGGUAAACUAAAAAUUGUCUGCUUUCUAAUUAUUAUAUCACUAGGAAAUCAAUUGACUAUAAUGUCUCAGUAAUAGUAUUCGCUCCAUUUUCAAGAAUGCUGUUCUCAGAGGAAGACAACAAACUACAAUCAGCCCACAUAUAUUAUUUAGACUGAUAAUUAGUGGCAAUGUUCUGUAUUGCAGGACACAGAUAUUGGAAUUAUUGUCUCAGACACUGAGGGAAGACAGACAAGACACCAAGAAUAUGCUUUAACUGGGCUGCAGCUUUAUUAAGUAACGUAUCUGGGAACUAUUCCAGGGCAGGUCACUCUUCCCUUGCAAUCUGUAACACCUGGCAGAGGGCUG